This is a messenger RNA of Geodia barretti, 1207 nucleotides long. The record is from the annotation of a GenBank genome assembly. NCBI's taxonomy places the organism in Eukaryota, Metazoa, Porifera, Demospongiae, Tetractinellida, Geodiidae.
CUGGCCCACACGUUAACUGAAUCCAUGCAAGAAUAGUGAUUGCAUAUUUCUUACAUCCCACACUUCAGAAUAUUGGCUGUAGAGUGGCUCCCUUCAAAGCAUUUGAUACAAUAGUAGAUCGCUGCUCCACACUGCACACACCUACACGCUGCUGCUUCAGAACACAUGCAGCAUUUCUUCCCCAAUGGCAUUGCAAACGACUCAGUGAUGGCACGCAGAAGUUCGGAACGUAUGUUCUUCCAGCUCGUCGCAUUUGCAGCUUCAUUUAUCUCGUGUAGAGUGGGAGAUGGUUCCCGCACAACAUCGUGAUCAUGAUACACAUCAGAGAAAACGACAGCAUGAUCUUCAUCACGAACUUCAUCAUGACGCAUUUCACUGCCGGAAGGAGCCUCACUCGCUUCUUCCUCUGCAGAAAUAGCCACACCACCUCCACCUCGCCUGCCUCUAGGGACUUUAGUAGCAGGGCUACUCGUACUUCUCUGGGUGACUUUUAAUCUUGGCAAUCGAACUUUCAUUCGCCAUGCCAUCGCAGAAUCUUUUAGCAGGCACGCGAUAGGUACAAAAGGGUUAUAGCGAAAACCACGGCCCAGUGGCCACGCGCGCAAAGUUCAAUGAUUUACCCACUUCCGACUGGAAGAAGGUUUCAGGAUCGGGUGCUGUAGUAUAGGCCUGUAGCCUGCUGUUCUCUCUCUGCAUGCAAGGAAAUGUGUGGACCUCGACUGGCGCUGGGCGUCCGACUGGCGUAUGCUAGUCUCGGCAUUGUCAUAGGUCUCUCCGUGUGUGCCGUGUUCCUCGUUACCUUCCACAAUCCACCGGCUGCCUACUGGGGGCUGGCUUCGGCCGUCUCUGCCACCCUCGCUCUUCUCCUAUUCCUCUAUCUCUACGCCUUCAGACCGGACACCAAGCCUCCCUCGACGGCCGUCCUGUUCGCCUCGGGCCUUCUCUCGGCCGCUGGCGUUGCUGCAGGAAUAGGCGGAUUUGCAGCUUACCUGGGCCUCGGCAUCAUAAAUACUCUUCACGGAGACGAUAGACCUUUGUUUCAGACGGAGUACAUUGUCUGUGUAUGGACGUUUAUGACCUUCAAGUGGUCAAUCACUUCCUAUUACUAUUCCAUCAAGACAUACAAAAUCAUAAAACCUUAUGAUUGAAAAUUCAUUAAUUUUUUAAUUACAAGUUUUAUUCCCAAAAGUGAACUGGUUGCCGGGUG